UCUGCAUUAGGAAAAGCAAGGCGAUCUCAGCUCAGCUCAAGUCAGCUCGCCCUCCUCUCUCUCAGCUCCGCCACUGGCGUCGAACGAGCGAGUUGACCAGCACUACUACUUCAGUGUCGCCAUCGCCGGCCGGUCAGUGGUGCACACUGGGCACACGCCAAGGCCUCGCUCGCUCGCCGUGAAAGCUCGCGGUUUCUCUCUUCUUCCUCCUCUGCCCGCGGCUGCUUCCGCGACGCCGCCAUCGUCUUGGGGAGCGCUGCCUGCGAUGCUGGGGAUGGCCAAGCAGCUGCUUCAGCUGCAGGCCGCGACGCACCGGUGGAACGGCGCCCGCCGCCGCCAGCCCCUCGCCCCCUCGCCCCCUCGCCACGCUCCCGCGGCCAGAGCCGGCAGAUUUGCCGCCUGCUUCCUCGCGUGCCUGCUCGCGCUCGCCGCCGGCGCCGUCCUCACGCUCUGCAUCACACUACACCGCCCGGAGCCCGAUGCCUCCGCCGCCGCCUCGCCACGCGGCAGCGGCUACGCCGUGGUGAUCAACACGUGGAAGCGCUACGACCUCCUGAAGAGAGCCGUCGCGCACUACUCCGUCUGCGCGGGCGUGGACGCCAUCCACGUCGUGUGGAGCGAGCCCCGGGAGCCGCCGGAGGCCCUGCGCCGGAGCGUCCUCAACUGCAGCCGCGCCGCCGCCGACGUUGGGUUCGUGAUGAACAGGGGAAACAGCCUCAACAACAGGUUCAGGCCCAUCCAGGGGCUCAGGACGGACGCCGUCUUCUCCGUCGACGACGACCUCGUCGUGCCCUGCUCCACGCUGCGGUUCGCCUUCGGCGUCUGGCAGAGCGCGCCCUCUGCCAUGGUCGGCUUCGUGCCCCGUAUGCACUGGCCUGCUGACCCGAGAGGCAACACCAAAGAGUACAGAUAUGGAAGCUGGUGGUCAGUUUGGAGGACAGGGACAUACAGUAUGGUACUCUCGAAAGCGAGUUUUUUUCAUAGGCGGUAUUUGGAUUUAUAUACCAACCACAUGCUACCGUCGAUACGCGAUUAUGUGACAGAGAAUAGGAAUUGUGAGGACAUUGCUAUGUCUUUUCUUGUUGCAAAUGUGACCGGAGUUCCACCAAUAUGGGUUCAAGGAAGGAUAUAUGAGAUCGGAUCGACCGGUAUCAGCAGUUCAAAAGGCCAUGAUUUGCGGAGAUCUAGAUGUUUGAAUGCAUUUGCUUCCAUGUAUGGUCAUAUGCCUCUGGUAGCGAGUACGGUCAAGGCUGUUGAUAGCCGAACUAGCUGGUUUUGGUGAUACGGUUUUCAGUUCAGUUUGGUUUGGUUUGUCUCUGUUUUGCCUUUCACUUGGGUGCGGCCUAGCACAUAUUACCAGGCUAGUGUACUUGUGCAUAGUUCACCAGGUCCCAAGAACACAGGUUGCAAGAUUACACGUAAUGCGCGAAUUCAACAUAGAGUGGCUGUUGCAGGACUACAGCUCUUUGUAAAGUAUGGCUCUUUGUAAAUUAUGUGCAGGGAAACUGAAACUGUUUGUGAAUUGUGACAUUACUCGAGUCAAGCGCAGUACA
Triticum dicoccoides is the source of this 1553-nucleotide messenger RNA. Its product is annotated as glycosyltransferase family 64 protein C4-like. Gene Ontology annotation, molecular function: glycosyltransferase activity. Bases 266 to 1282 code for a protein of 338 amino acids. Gene Ontology annotation, cellular component: membrane. The record is from RefSeq and is a predicted model, not a curated record. NCBI's taxonomy places the organism in Eukaryota, Viridiplantae, Streptophyta, Magnoliopsida, Poales, Poaceae. The transcript has 5 exons.